Molecule: messenger RNA, 3895 nt
Organism: Hyaena hyaena (striped hyena)
Lineage: Eukaryota; Metazoa; Chordata; Mammalia; Carnivora; Hyaenidae
Product: zinc finger protein 93-like
Exons: 6
Coding region: 312-2570 (752 amino acids)
Biological process (GO): regulation of DNA-templated transcription
Molecular function (GO): DNA-binding transcription factor activity, RNA polymerase II-specific; RNA polymerase II cis-regulatory region sequence-specific DNA binding
Source: RefSeq, a predicted model, not a curated record
CCAGCCGCCGCCGCCGCCGCCGCCUGGGCCGCCUUCUCACCGAGGCGGUGGAAGUUACAGAUGGGCCUCGGAAGAGAAUGAGCAUGAUUUCCCAUCUUAGUUCCUAUCACUAUCCUGGAAGCUGCUGGAAUUCUGGAGUGUAAUUCCCAUUGAAAGGGGCUCACAUCAGGAUCCAGAGAUGGAACGUUUCCACCCCCUUUGCCACCAGGGUCUGAACCUCAGAGCGCUGAGAGAAGAGACUUAGCCUGGUACCAGUGGAUCUGCAGACUAGCCCCUCCUGGUGCAUCAGAGUGAGCACCCAUUGUGGACCAAUGGAAUCUGUGAGGCCCAGGAACCAACUCAAGGAGCAUCGUCCAAGACUGGGACUGCUGACCUUCAGGGAUGUGGCCAUAGAAUUCACUCAGGAGGAGUGGGGAUGCCUGAGUCACAGUCAGCGGGAACUGUACAGGGAUGUGAUACUAGAGACCUAUGGGCACCUCCACUUCUUGGGUCUCAUUGUAUCAAAACCAGAUCUGGUCAUCUUUUUGGAGGAAGAGAAGGAGCUGCGGGGUGUGAAGAGAAAGGACACGGUAGCCUCACACCCAGCUGUAUCUUCACAAUGCACCCAGAGUCUCCUGCCACAGCCGUCCUUAGAACCUUUUCUCCAAGCAGUGUCAGUGGGGGAACAUAGUGGCCUUGAGAAUGACUUACACUUACUGAUAGACUGGGACAACAAUGCGGAGAGUCAAGGGCAUGAAACAUAUCAGGAAGGACAUAUCCAAAUGGAGACAUCUGCCCAUAAGAAGAAUCUCACUGCCCGACAUGGUGAAAAAUAUCAAGUAUUUGGCAAAACCUCCCCUUUUAAGUUAGCUACUUCUAUCAAGCAGUGUGUUUCAGUAACCAAAACCUCAAAUCAAAUAUUCAAACAUAAAUAUUUGUCAAAAGAAAAUCUGGAAAAUCUGGAAAGUGACCUCAUUCAUGUUGAAAAUAAGAAUUUGAGCCAAUUUGAAAAUAGGAUUGGAUUGACCUUUCAGUCAAAUGUUUCUGAACAUCAUAGAUUGAAAACUAAAGAAGAAAGCGUUAAAUGGAAUCAAUUUGAGGGGUGCGUCACAAAGUCAACCCUAGAAAAUUACCAGAAGAUUCUGAAUGGACAUCGAAUUGCUGUUUAUAAUGAAUCUGGGGAGAAAUUGGACCAGGGCUCAAACGUUAACAAAUGUCUACAUACUCCAUUGCCAGAAAGCCAUUUUGAAUUGAAUAAAGAUGAGGAAGUCUUGUCUCAAAGAUCUAAACAUAUUAUACAGACAAGUACUCAUCUGAAAGAAAAUCCUUGUAAAUAUAACGAACGAGGGAAAGCUCUGAAGCUGACCUCCAGUGCUGGCGAUCAUCAGACAAUUUGUAUGGGAAAAAACGCGUACACAUGUAGUCAAUCUGGAAACACGGUUAGUCAGUCACCAAGACUAAAUACACAGAAGACGAUUGGUCCUGGAGAGAAAGGGUACACUUGUAAGGACUGUGGCACCGUCUUUCAUUGGAGCUCAACACUAUCUCAACCUCAGCGAGCGCGUGCUGGAGAGAAACCAUACACAUGUGAAGAAUGUGGUAAAACCUUUGAGGACUGCUCAUCACUAAACAGACAUGGGCAAAUCCACAUUAGAGGGAGACUUGCCAAAUGUCAACAAUGUGGCAAGACCUUUAACAGGCACUCCUACCUCACUAGACAUCACCGCAUCCACACUGGAGAGAAACCUUACCAAUGUAAGGAAUGUGGCAAGUCGUAUACCCACCCCUCAAACUUUACCAAGCACCUCAGAAUCCACACUGGAGAGAAACCUUACCAAUGUCAGAAAUGUGGCAAGGCCUUUUGCGAGCACUCAGGCCUUACUCGACACCUCAGAAUCCAUACUGGAAAAAAACCUUACAAAUGUAAAGAAUGUGGCAAGGCCUUUAGCCAGUACACAAACCUUACUCAACAUCUCAGAAUCCAUACUGGAGAAAAACCUUACAAAUGUAAAGAAUGUGGCAAGGCCUUUAGCCAGUACGCAUACCUUACUGGACACCUCAGAAUUCAUACUGGAGAAAAACCUUACAAAUGUAAAGAAUGUGGCAAGGCCUUUAGCCAGUACGCAAACCUUACUCAGCAUCACAGAAUCCAUACUGGAGAAAAACCUUACAAAUGUAAAGUAUGUGGCAGAGCCUUUAGCCAGUACGCAAACCUUACUGGACACCUCAGAAUUCAUACUGGAGAGAAACCUUAUCAAUGUCAGAAAUGUGGCAAGGCCUUUUGCGACCACUCAGGCCUUACUCGACAUCUCAGAAUUCAUACUGGAGAGAAACCUUACAAAUGUAAAGAAUGUGGCAAGGCCUUUAUCAAGCACUCAAACCUUAUUCGACACCUCAGAAUUCAUACUAGAGAGAAACCUUAUCAAUGUAAAGAAUGUGGCAAGGCCUUUAACCAGCACUCAAACCUAACUCAGCAUCUCCGAAUUCAUACUGGAGAGAAACCUUAUAAAUGUAAAGAAUGCGGCAAGGCCUUUAAACAGCACGCACACCUUACCAAACAUCACAGAAUUCAUACAAAAGAGAAACCUUGAAAAUAUAAAAAGAACGUCAGUGCCUGUAAGUGACCCUCAGCCCUUACUGGACAUCAGAAAAUUCCUAUUGGAGACUAACCAUACAAAUGUAAACAAUGUGGCAGGCUCCCCCUGAAAGUCAUAACUUACUCAACAUUCUAGUUAUCACAUAGGAGCAAAUCUGUGAAACGGAAAGACAGUGUCCUCCCCUUUACCUAGAAUUCCAUCUUUGCUCAAUAUCACGAAAUGCAACCUUGAUGCAAGCCCUCGAAAUGUAAUGAAUGAGGAAAGACCAUCAUUUUACAAUAAACUUUAGCAAACACCAGAGAGUGCAUAUAUGAAAGUAACUGGAAAGAUAGAUUUACCAAAGUAUUAAAUUGAACAUCAAAAGUCAAUAAUAUUACAGAAAUCAAGUAGAAAGCAGUACAUCAGUCACUCUCUUCAGACACUAUGUCAAAAUACUUGUAGGGAAUAGGAGAAAGUUAAACACUUAGAAAACAUAGGUGCUAUUCUGGUUCCACAGAUAAAGUGGAUGUGUUUUUGAGUAGGUAUAAUUAACUUCAUAAUGUGCUUGCUUUUUUUUUUUUUUUUUUACAUUGACCCUGUUUGGGAUUAGUCAAUAGCAAAUAUUAAUGUAUUUGCCUCUCAAGUCACUACAGAUUACUCAUUUAUUCCCAGCGGGUAUGUGAAACGAUUGGCUGAUUGUUGUUGCAUCAAAGAUAAGACAUGCCCUUCUUCAUUAGGCAGGAAUCGUGCGUAUCUAAUUUUCCACAGAAGAUAAAGGACGAUAUGAUGUACAACAUGUGAAGAAAAUCUAAAUGGAGAUACUCUUUGUGGUUAUAAGAUUGAUGCAAGUUACCAUGAAAUAGGUGUUCAGAACACUAUGCUUCUCCAUUUAUUAAAACUAAAAUCUUCCUGAAUAUUAGAAAUAAAAUGUUUCACGAUAUGGUCUUAAAGAAAAAAGAGGUAGCAGUCCAGUGAAGUACUGGUAGAUCUUCAUAAUAGCAAGAGGGCAUAUGAGUUGAUACAGCUGCCAUGAAGACGUCUUCACAGACACCAGAAAGAGGAUAGCUACCUCUUCCCAGGAAUGGCAUACAGUUGUACAUGCACAUGUCUCAAGAAUUACCUCAGGCUUCAGAUUUAUGUAAAGACUACUCCCACAUCAUUAUGUCAGCAUAUGAAUGGUCUUUUUAACGUUUGUAUUCUGUAUAUUGAACAAGGACUUGUUGAGUUGGGUGGAUUUGAAAUGCACAAAUUAGUCUGUAAAUAUAUUUUAAUUAAUAAACAUGAUGGUUUUAUGUGUUAACAGGGAUAUGUGAUGAAUGAAGUGUGAUUCCUACCAGCGA